CCGUAGACAUAAAAAACCCUUCUGGUGAAAACAGAUACAAUCAAAUGCAUAUUAGGGAGCAUGGGGUACAAGAUCCUUUUAAGAGUGCUUAGAACAGCAAGGAGUGCUGUGCUCACUCUUUCGCGCAGCCACCAAAAAGAUGUGAGUGGAGACUCAUCUGUGCCUGGUCCCUGUGAGCGGAGGCAAGUGCUUGUUCCUUGUACCCGUUCCCUGUGUCAGGAGGCAAACACUAUAAUAAAUUCAUUUUUUAAAUGAUGUGCCAUUAAUUAACAAAAGUUAUGGCAUGGUACCUGGAGUCUGAAAGGUUGAGGAUCACUGUUCUGUCCCUUUCAAACAGCUCAAAGUUAAUUUUAGAAAAAAAUGAAUUGGUUUCCAUUUGAUAAUAUAUCUUAAGUCCCCUCCCCCCCUACACAGUAACUGGGUGCUUAGAAGAAUUGUAUGAAUGAUCUUGUUUAUAUUGGUUUUCUGUCCUCAUUAGGUUUUGUCACCUUGCAUUACCUGUAAGACUGAAUGACUGGAAAAAUCAGUAGGCUUCUGAUAUAAGGAAGACCAAAGGAAUUGAACUGAACUGAGGGACAGUAGACUGAUUUUUUUUUAUUCAGAAUGAAAAUCAGUUCUAAACUUUUAUUUUUCUUAAUGUAUUUGUAUGUAAGAAACACUAAAGAUUCAGCACGUAUGUUCAGUUAAGGGAGAUUUGAAGGAUUAAUACAAAUGGGAAAGAGCCCCACCAUGGAAUUACUUUUUGACUGGGGAACAUCCAACUGCACAGUUAGUGAUCUUGUGGAUGUAUUAAUAAAGAAUCAGCUCUUGGCACCAGCCACUCUUUUGCUUCCAGAUGAUGUUCAGGUGGCAAAUGACAUUACCUGGCAAACGACAAUACCUUUUUCUUCACAAGAAACUAUGCCUAUAUGUGGGAAGCAAGUGCCAGUUCAGGAAAAACAAGUCACAACUUUAAAGCCUGUUUUAGCUCAGGAUAAUGAGCAGCAACCUUCAGCUCCUCCCUGCUUAUGUCAAGAGAACAACAGCCCAGAGUUCAGUGACACAGAUUUCCUCAGUUUUUGGUUUCAUGAGUUGGAAAGUAUUACAAAUAAUUUUGAUGAGCGACCUGAAUCAGCUGGAGGUAACAAACUGGGAGAGGGUGGCUUUGGAGUUGUGUUCAAAGGCUGCGUCAAUGGAAGAACUGUGGCAGUGAAAAAGCUUGCUGCUAUGGUUGAUGUUAGCGUUCAAGAUUUGAAACAGCAGUUUGAUCAAGAAAUAAAAACAUUAGCAAAGUGUCAUCAUGAAAACCUAGUAGAACUGCUGGGCUUCUCAAGUGAUGGUGAUCAACCUUGUCUUGUUUAUGAAUUCAUGCCCAAUGGUUCACUGCUUGACAGAUUAGCUUGUCUAGAUGACACAGCACCAAUUCCCUGGAGUACAAGAUGCAAAAUUUCUCAUGGUACAGCAAAUGGCAUCAACUUUUUGCAUGAAAACAAUCACAUUCACAGAGAUGUUAAAAGUGCAAAUAUCUUAUUAAAUGAGGCAUUUGUGCCAAAAAUUUCUGACUUUGGGCUUGCAAGGGCAUCGGUGAAAUUCACACAAACUAUUAUGACCGAUAGAAUUGUGGGAACAGCAGCCUACAUGGCACCCGAAGCUCUACGUGGAGAGAUAACACCCAAAGCGGAUAUUUUUAGCUUUGGUGUGGUUUUACUGGAACUAAUAACAGGGCUUUCUCCAGUGGAUGAAAACCGUGAGCCACAGUUGCUGUUAAGUAUCACAGAAGAAAUUGAAGACGAAGAGAAGACAAUUGAAGAUUAUGUAGAUGAAAAGAUGAGUGAUUGGGAUACCACGUCAAUUAAUAAAACGUAUGCAAUUGCUAGCCAAUGUUUGAGUGAAAAAAAGAACAGAAGACCAGACAUUAAGAUGGUCCAACAGCAUCUGCAGAAGAUAAUUCUCUGACAUGUAUUUCUUAUUUGAUACAUGUUUCAUGCAUGUUCAUUUUCUAAAAUAUCAGCUUUACAUUCCAGUUGGACUCUAGCAAACAUGGACUUCUGUAUCCAGUUGGAUGUCAUGUCUGCAUUCUGAGCUUUUGUGGCCUAUAUGAAGACUAUGUUGAUGAAAAGAUGACUCCUUUGUUACCACAGCACCGUUUUUUGUGGCACCAUUAAAGCCAUUUUCUCAAAUAAUUUGUGCCUUAACCGUUAAAGAGAUCUGAUAGGACUAAGACCUGGUAUCCUAACCCUCAAAGUUAUAAUACUUCACUCCCAUGAGUCUCUCUUUACUAACUUUGGAGAGCAAGAGAACUAAAAAUCUGUUUCGGGCAAUACAUGUUAUGUUGUUGCUCUACUUUCUCCACACUUCUGCAGAUCUCUGGGUAAUCAAUAUACUUGCUAUAAUACAUCAGGAAACAGACUGACUAGGCCUUUUCUUUUUUUAAUGAAAGCAAAAGCAUUUCUAAUUGUGGAACAUGGCUUAUAUUACUCUUGUCAAGAGUUCAGGUAACUUGCAUUAAUAAUUUGUUCCAUGCAAUGUACAAUAAAAAUACUGGCAAUAUCCAUUUGAACAAAUUAGCUGAGAAUGUAUUUCAGAUUCAUGCAACAUUUGGAAACACAAGCUGAUGAGUGUUUAGAUUAAUUUAAAGUUUUCUCAGGAUUAUUGGUGAUAUGGAGAUCUAAAUGGAGAUAUGUUUUCUUCACUGGAUUUUUUUUAGUAAGAAUAAAUAAGUGCGCUGCAAUGUGAAUAUAUAGCAGAGGACAGAAAUGGUAGAUGUGGGUUCUCUUCUGUCGAGUCAUGACAUGAGAAGGCAUUUAUCUUGUUUCUGUUUCCCUACUUAGGAAAAGAAAGUUUUAUCCUGCUUUUGUAAACUACUAAAAGAGCUUUGAAACAGAUGCUAUAACUAAAAUAUUACAUAUAAAAAUCCAUUUGGACUGAAAAGUGUACAGUAUAGUGCUAUUUUAGGACUAAUUUGCAUUCCUUUAUUUGGGCUAAUGACAGAGUUCUUGAAAGCUGAUAGAGUGGGGUGGGAGUAUUAUACAGUGGCAAUUUGCAUACUUGAAUGUGUUAAUAAAAAUGCAGGUAGAGUAACUCAAGUAUAAACAGUUGCAUUCAAUUUUUAGACUUAAGACCUAAAUCAGUGAUAACAUAUUAAAAUAUUAUUGUUUGUAAAUGGAAGCUAUGACUUUAAAUAAACCUUAUCUUUUGCAUCUA
This is a messenger RNA of Alligator mississippiensis (American alligator), 3183 nucleotides long. It is a transcript of the gene IRAK4, whose product is annotated as interleukin 1 receptor associated kinase 4. The record is from RefSeq and is a predicted model, not a curated record. The transcript is spliced from 12 exons. Gene Ontology annotation, molecular function: magnesium ion binding; protein serine/threonine kinase activity; ATP binding. The coding region runs from base 712 to 1935 and encodes 407 amino acids. Gene Ontology annotation, biological process: protein phosphorylation; signal transduction. NCBI's taxonomy places the organism in Eukaryota, Metazoa, Chordata, Crocodylia, Alligatoridae.